GCUGCUUCCGUCGACGGCCCCUCCCUCCCCCUGCCCGCAUCUGCAGCCCAGUUCCUGGGGCCCCUCGACUGCAAUAAAAUGUUUGACGGCCCCUUCCUGUUCUUUACCUCGCCCGCUCUGCUCGCUGCGCUGCUCCUCCUUGGCCAACCGGGUCCCGAGACAGCUGUCGCAGAACUGGCCAUAGUGAUUCCGGAGCAGGUUCCUCUUGACAGGGUCCAUUUUCUGCAACCCCAAAAGAGUGGCCCUGACAAGACCCGGAGGCGACGCUCUGUGCCCCUACAGUUGGAGGAAGGAGCUUCCAGACUGCUCAUUCGCCUCCCCAUAGGUGUUGGGCCUCAUCCUAGCUUUGAUCUUUACCUGAUGCUCCACCAGGAUGCCCAGUUUUUGGCCCCUGAUUUCUCCGUAGAAGAAAUCAGCCAGAACCAAAGCAGCCACCAACGUCAGGCUGUAGACCAGCUCUGCUUCUACACAGGCCAUGUGCUGAACCAUAGUCACGACUCCUUUGCUUCGCUCAGCACCUGUGGCGGACUGGUUGGCUAUAUCCAGAUUGGAUUAGAACAGGUGGAGAUACAGCCUGUCAAUGGGACUGAAUCCUCAUUCAAUGGGAAAGAGCAUUUCAUCAGGCGUAAGAGGUCCAGCCCAGCUCAUCCUCUGAAGUCAGCGAUCCCUAUGGAGCACUGCAGUGUGUUAGCAGAAAAGAAGAGGUCCCCAAAGGUCAAGCUUCUCCAUGACUGGAAAGAACGGAGGAAUGCCAUUCAUCUCACAAACGAGUACACAGUGGAAACGCUUGUGGUGGCAGAUGCUGACAUGGUCCAAUAUCAUGGGGUUGAUGCUGCUCAGAGAUUCAUCCUGACUGUCAUGAACAUGGUGUACAACAUGUUUCAACACCAGAGUCUUGGAGUUAAAGUCAAUGUCCGAGUGACUAAACUUGUCUUGCUUCGAAGACGUCCUGCCAAGUUGUCCAUAGGUCACCAUGGAGAGAGGUCUCUGGAGAGCUUUUGCCAGUGGCAAAAUGAAGAGUUUGGUGGUGCAAAGUACCUUGGGAACAAUCAGGUUCCUGGAGCACGAGAUGACACUCCUCCAGUAGAUGCUGCUGUCUUUGUUACAAGGACAGAUUUUUGUGUCCAUAAGAAUGAGCCAUGUGACACAGUGGGUAUCGCCUACCUUGGAGGGAUCUGCAGCCUGAAGAGGAAGUGUGUUCUUGCAGAAGACAAUGGACUGAACCUGGCCUUUACCAUUGCUCACGAACUGGGACACAACAUGGGUAUGAGUCACGAUGACGACCACGUGUCCUGCACUGGGAGAUCUCACAUCAUGUCUGGAGAAUGGGUGAAGGGCAGAAACCCCAGUGAUCUAUCCUGGUCUUCCUGCAGCCGUGAUGACCUUGAAAAGUUUCUAAAGUCCAAAGUCAGCAACUGUUUGCUGGUAACUGACCCACGUAGCCGUUAUGCUGUGCGGCUCCCGUAUAAACUCCCAGGAAUGCAUUACAGUGCUGAUGAGCAAUGCCAGAUCCUCUUUGGAACCAAUGCAACUUUCUGUAAGAAUAUGGAGCAUUUGAUGUGUGCUGGUCUCUGGUGCCUUGUGGAAGGAGAUGCCUCUUGUAAAACCAAACUAGAUCCUCCUCUGGAUGGGACAGAAUGUGGGGCUGACAAGUGGUGCCGAAUGGGGGAGUGUGUCAGUAAAACCCCCAUCCCUGAACACAUUGAUGGUGACUGGAGCAUUUGGAGUCAAUGGAGCAUGUGCAGUCGGACGUGUGAGACGGGUGCCAGAUUCAGGCAACGCAAAUGUGACAAUCCUCCACCUGGCCCUGGAGGUAAAAACUGCCAGGGAGCAAGUGUGGAACACACUGUGUGUGAAAACUCACCCUGCCCUAGAGGAAUGUCCACAUUUCGAGAUCAACAGUGUCAAUCUCAUGACCGCUCUGCCAACAAGAAGAAGAGUCUCUGGACUGCUGUCAUCAUGGACGAAAAGCCUUGUGAGCUAUAUUGCUCCCCAUUUGGGAAAGAGUCUCCUGUAUUGGUGUCUGAUAGGGUCAUUGAUGGUACGCCAUGUGGACCUUAUGAGACUGACCUCUGCGUUCAUGGCAAGUGCCAGAAAAUUGGCUGUGAUGGGAUCAUUGGGUCUGCUGCCAAAGAAGACCAUUGUGGCAUUUGUAAUGGAGAUGGCAAAACCUGCAAAGUGGUGAAAGGGGACUUCAACCAUACAAAAGGGACGGUCUCCAAUAGUCAAUGUAGGAAGGUUUCCACAUGUGUGAUGGCAAAAACAAAGGCAGUUCCCAAGUGUUUCUCAUGUUAUAUUGAAGCAACAGUGAUCCCUGCCGGAGCGCGACGAAUCCGUGUCAUGGAGGACAAACCUGGCCACAGUUUUUUGGCUUUGAAAGAUUCCAGUAAGAAAUCCAUUAAUAGCGACUGGAAAAUUGAACUUCCUGGUGAGUUUCAGAUAGCAGGGACAACCAUUCGUUAUGUACGAAGAGGGCUGUGGGAGAAGAUGUCUGCCAAAGGACCAACCAAAAUACCACUUCAUUUGAUGGUGCUGUUAUUCCAUGACCAGAACUAUGGGAUACAUUAUGAAUAUACCAUCCCUGUGAAUUACUCUACUGAAAACAGAAGUGAGCCAGAACAUCAGCAGGACUCCCUCUACAUAUGGACGCACAGUGGCUGGGAAGGUUGCAACGUGCAGUGUGGAGGAGGAGAACGGAAAACCAUUGUGUCGUGCACACAGAUUGUUAACAAGACCAUGAUGCUGGUGAAUGACAGCGCUUGCCAGCGGGUAACCCGUCCUGAGCCACAGGUCAGAAGAUGUAAUGUCCACCCCUGCCAGUCCAGGUGGGUUACAGGACAGUGGAGUCUUUGCUCUUCAACUUGUGCCAAAGGCCUCCAGUAUCGGGAAGUGACAUGUGUCUAUCAGCUGCAGAAUGGCACCUAUGUCAACACCAGAGAUCUAUACUGCCUCGGUCCCAAGCCAGCAACGAUACAGAGCUGCGAAGGCCGAGACUGUCUUUCCAUCUGGGAAGCUUCAGAAUGGUCUAAGUGUUCUUCUGAUUGUGGAAGGGGAAAACAGAAGAGAAAAGUCAUGUGUACCAACUCGCAAGGCAAGUGUGAUGCAGCUACAAGGCCAAGGGAUGAGGAAGAGUGUGAAGAUCACACAGGAUGCUAUGAGUGGAAGACUGGGGAAUGGUCCAAGUGCUCCUCAACGUGCGGCAAAGGUCUUCAGUCCCGUGUCGUCCAGUGCAUGCAUAAAGUCACAGGCCGCCAUGGCAACGAGUGUCCCGCCCUCUCCAAACCGGCAGCCUACCGACAAUGUCACCAAGAAGCCUGCAACGAGAAAAUUAACGUCAACACAAUUACCUCUCCAAGACUUGCUGCUCUGACAUACAAAUGCAUGGGAGACCAGUGGGCAGUUUAUUGUCGAGUGAUUCGGGAGAAAAACCUUUGUCAGGACAUGAGAUGGUACCAGCGCUGUUGUCAAACCUGCAGAGACUUCUAUGCAAGCAAGAUGCAACAGAAGAGUUAAUGAAAUCUGCCUAUGCUCCUUGGGGAAUUAUAGCUCAUAUGUACUUCUUCAUACAAUAUAUCAUUAACUUAUGGAACUUGCUGCCACAAGAUGUGGCAACAGCUAUUUCAGUUUAGAUUAGAUAAAUUUAUAGGGAAAUAGGGUCUAUUGAUGGCGAAUAGCCAUGUCAGCUAAUUAUAGAGCCUCUAUGGACAAAGGUCAUAUACUUCUGAAAUGCUAAUGAUAUCACAUUGGAAGGCCAUUUCCAUCUUGCACCUGGCUGGACACUAUUAAAAAGAGAAUGCUUGACUCAACGGACCUUGAUCUGAUUCAGCAAGGUCAACUGUAUCUGGAAAUUGCAAACACAAGUAUCCGUUUCAUUUCAAACACAACUUACUCGAACCCGAUGAAUUCUAGUGCUUACCUAGUAAGACUUGAAGCUCCUUUUGCAGACUGAAUGAAUCAAAGCAAAAUCACCACGAAAAGAAAAAGAAUUCAUCUCAAAGCCAAUCAUGUAGAAUGUUAUGAUACUUUGACAUGGCUGCAUUUUUUUUUUCAUUAAUAUAUAGAUUAUUGCGAGCCACUGGAUGGCUUGUUACCAUUUUUAUUUUUAUUUUUUAAGGAAAAGAUUUGGAACGCAAUUAAAUUGACUGAAGUUAUAUGUACCUCUGCAGAUAUGCCUGUGGCAAAUAAUUUCUCUGUUUACAUCUCUGUGUAGACAGAGAUAUUACUGAAUGCUUCAGACUUGGCUUCUACGCUGCUUUUAAAUAUAGAUGUAUGGAUGGAGGGCAGAUGGUUUGAAAGGAAAGAGCCAUUAAUGAAAUCCUUAAUUUUAUAUAUAAAAUUAAAUCAGACCAACAGUUCUGAAACUUCUGGAAAAAAAUCUACUAUAGCCCUGCCAACCCUCCACUGAG
Molecule: messenger RNA, 4406 nt
Organism: Python bivittatus (Burmese python)
Lineage: Eukaryota; Metazoa; Chordata; Lepidosauria; Squamata; Pythonidae
Source: RefSeq, a predicted model, not a curated record